UGCCUCCUCUCUGACUCAGACUCUGCUGUGAAAAUCUAUGAUGUUUUUUUGAGUUUUACCGACCGGUCAAUACCAAAACGAGGUUGCUUUCCAACGUGUCGACCGGCUUUGACUUCGCCGGACCCAAACACCAAUCGGUCUCUCCAAUGGCGGAUCGAGUUGGGGACGACGACUGCGCAGCGCUCAUACCCAACUCGCCAUGACCGACCGCCUCCUCUGAUCUCUUUCUCUCUGUCUCUGUCGAGCGACAACAUCAGCGAACGAUGAAGAAGGAGACGAUGGCCUCGAGAUGCGCGAGCCCCAUCUCUCCAAACGCAUUCUUGAGCCUCUUCACGCUAUCAAUCUCUCUCCUUUCUGUUUCUUCUGUUGGCGACUGUCUCGUCCGAUCGGCUGACUCGCCCGAGAUACCUCCGCCACUCCCGGUUCUGCCCAUACCCACCUCGCGGCAACUCCGAUGGCAGUCCUCCCCCAUGGCCCUCUUCCUCCACUUCGGGCCCAACACCUUCACCGACUCCGAGUGGGGCUCCGGCCACGCGGACCCCUCCGUCUUCCGCCCCACCCGCCUCGACGCUGCCCAGUGGGUGGGCGUCGCGAAGCAGGCCGGAUUCUCGCGUGUGAUCCUCACCGCCAAGCACCACGACGGCUUCUGCCUGUGGCCGAGCGAGUACACGGACUACUCCGUGCGGUCGAGCCCGUGGCGGGGCGGCCGCGGCGACGUGGUUGCGGAACUCUCGAGUGCAGCGAGGGACGCCGGUGUUGGGUUGGGGCUAUAUCUCUCGCCGUGGGAUCGGCACGAGCCGUUGUAUGGACGGACGGUGGAGUACAAUGAAUUCUACAUGGGACAGAUGGCGGAGCUGCUGACCAGAUAUGGGGAGAUUAAGGAGGUGUGGUUAGACGGUGCCAAAGGGGAGGGAGAGAAGGACAUGGACUAUUACUUUGAGAGUUGGUUUAGUCUAAUCCGCCAGCUCCAGCCCAGGGCCGUCAUUUUUUCUGAUGCUGGUCCGGACACCAGGUGGAUCGGGGACGAGGCUGGCGUCGCCAGUUCGACUUGCUGGUCUCCAUUCAAUAGGAGUAGCGCCAAGAUCGGUGGAACUGAUCCUCAAUACUCAAGGAGUGGAGACCCUGUUGGGCAUGACUGGGUGCCAGCCGAGUGUGAUGUCUCCAUCAGACCCGGUUGGUUUUGGCAUGCCUCAGAAGUUCCUAAGUCUGCAAGAACCCUUCUCGACAUCUAUUACAAAUCCGUUGGAAGAAACUGUCUCUUGUUACUAAACGUACCUCCAAACUCCUCGGGUCUCAUAUCUGAAGAAGACGUACAAGUGCUUCAAGAAUUUAAUGAGCUUCGGGGGUCGAUAUUUGAUGAAAAUCUAGCCAGGAGUGCUCUUCUCAGUGCCAGUAGUACCCGAGGAGGGAUGAUGAACAAUUCCCGUUUCAGCCCGGAGAAUGUCCUCAAAGAGGGUAUCUACAGCUAUUGGGCACCUGAGGAGAAUCAGUCAGAUUGGACAUUACAUCUAAGGUUUCAGGAGAAGGUGAAGUUCAAUGUUCUGCAAGUGCAGGAGCCGAUCCAAUUGGGCCAGCGGGUUAUACAGUUCCAUCUUGACACCCUGAACAACGGAGAAGAAUGGAGACAAGUGAUCAACGGCACCACGGUGGGAUACCAGAGGCUCCUGCAAUUUCCUAUGCUUGAAACGCAGGAGUUGAGGUUUGUGAUCGACAAAUCUCGGGGUGACCCGCUUAUCUCUUAUUUGGGGGUCUAUGUAGAUAGCUUUUCGAUUUUGACAGAAACUUCUACUAAUACUUCUCAAACACAUGCAAAUGGAAGUUGGGUGAUUAUGAAAACUGCCCGCGACAAUCCUCUCUCAGCCACACUGUAGAGUAUGUAAAUUAAACGCAUAUCUCUUCUGCAACACUCGCUGGCAUUGCGUGGAAUUCUAUAUAUGAAGAUCAUCCGCACGGCAUCUACUGAAUUCACAAUCGAGUGUUGGCUUGGAAGUUCAAUCUUCUUUCGUUGAAAAACAAUGCGAACUAUAUAGAGAUGGUCAUAUUCUUUGAAAUACGACAUUCAGGAAAUGUAGUUACCUCUCGGAUUCAUCAUUCUUCA
This is a messenger RNA of Syzygium oleosum, 2098 nucleotides long. Its product is annotated as alpha-L-fucosidase 1-like. The transcript is spliced from 3 exons. Bases 264 to 1871 code for a protein of 535 amino acids. Gene Ontology annotation, molecular function: alpha-L-fucosidase activity. Gene Ontology annotation, cellular component: lysosome. NCBI's taxonomy places the organism in Eukaryota, Viridiplantae, Streptophyta, Magnoliopsida, Myrtales, Myrtaceae. The record is from RefSeq and is a predicted model, not a curated record. Gene Ontology annotation, biological process: glycoside catabolic process; fucose metabolic process.